CGAUGAAGGAAUUUGGCAAUUUUCUGUAGACGCAUGCUUUUGUAUCAAGGCCGUGGUUCUGACAGACUCUGACAGGUGUAGCUGCUCUCUGUCCUUCAGUACUAUUUUUUGCGCGCUGAUGACGCCCUUCUAUCUCUUUACUGCAUUCACAUGAAUGCGUACCGGUAGAAGAACGGUUUACAUGUAUCACCUCAGACUCGAGCUGUGACCUUACCUCUCUCUUUUACUUCUGGUUCUGCAAAGACUUUAUAUUCUUGAAAUGUCUGGCAGCGGCAAUCUGCAAUCGGUCUCUGUUGGAGGCAACACGUCCCCGAACGAACCUGCGCUCGUGCUGGCUGCAACCUGCUCUGUUGAGGCUACAUGUGCUCACUGUGUGGCUGGCCCGGAUGCGGUGACGCUAACCGUUCCGCCGAUUGAGGUGCCGUUAACUUGUGCAAGCUGUGCAGACGACAAGUCAAACGCGACAGAGGCCGACUGUAAGUCGAACAGCGUGUACCAUGUGGCCUUCCGCAUUUUCUGCGAGGUGCUGGUGUCCAGCAAGGAGGGUUUCCCACUGGACCAGCCAGUAAUCACGGCGCUGUUUUUCCUCCUGGUCAGCGCCUGGCUUCAGAUCCACCUUCUUGUCGUCAUCCUCCAGAGCAUCAGCUGGCAGCUUGGCCCGAGUGUCAGCGACAUCGCCAGCUCCCUCUACUCCAUGUCAGGCGCUCCCCCUGCACCUCCACCCUCCCAGUUUGGCGACUAUUUCUAUGCCAGCAACAAGCUAGCAGUCAUUAUCUCCCGCAUCUUGGUCUUAUUUUACAUCACUGGGGUGGCGGAGGAUGAGUUAUCAAUAGUUGACAUCCCUACAUCCUGUGGCCAACACCCCGUCAAAAGCUUCUUAACCUAUGUGGCGUACUUUGGAGCACUCCUCUGCCCUAUUACCCAGGCGUGCGUUGCGGGCUUCGCGGUCUACGUCACCUACGCCUACCUGAACAAAUUCGACACGGUGGGGGAGGUGGUGCUCAACGGCGUGGGUAUUUCAUUCGUCCUUGAAAUCGACAAUGUAAUGGGCAGCAAACUCAGUGAGGCAGUGGCUCGAGCCAAAUCACUCAGAAGCUUGUUGCAGCUGGCGCCCGCGAACAACAGUAACGCCUCAAAGCUGGACAUGGCACGAUGGCACCUAACCCUGGCGUUCACCAUGAGCUUCAUCAGUAUUGGCUACCAAGCCCUUUGCCUGUACUGCCUCUGCAACAUCGCCGAUUGGAGGUACAACAGCCGUACGAUUGCCGUGUUUGCGUUGGCGCUCUUCACAACAAUUUCCACCAUGUCGUCCGGUCGUUGGCUGGUCAAGCUCCUCCAAUCUUGUCGUUUGCUAUUUCCCUCGGCUUUUAGCAAGACCUGGAUUAGCUCAACUCUUUUGGCUAGGUUGGCAGCGAUGAAGCAUUGAAGAGCAAGGCAUGAUCCCCAAGGAUGUGACCCUGUUAAAGAGAGGAAGUGUGGCAAGAGGUAACGACAACAAGAGACCGGUGGGAUCAUAGUUGCAUUUGCUCCGUUUGCACGGGGGGGGGGCGUCCUAAUUGUGACUGGUUUGUUAGAAACCCAUGCCACGUUGACACAUCGGCGUGCACGGGGCACCACAGUGGAUGAAGGGCCGUUACAGUGGCUACAGUGUUGUUGAAGUUGAGGUUGAAAAAGGCGGGUGCUACUUCGUGUUACAUGCAGCCUUGAGUGUCGCCAUCUGUUCAUAAACCCGUGGGCCACCAUGUGUGUUGUGAUCUUUGAACCAUCUUAAGUACACAAAGUACACAAUUACGGCAAUAUCAUGGGGAGGCCGUGCCGCUUGCUCAUUUCUCUCCUUUUGCAUCUUGGUUUGGUACGCUAGCCUGGUACAUUACACAUCACAAAUACGAUUGGUCAGGAAGUGGGGUGCCGUGCAUACGAUACAUGGAUUUAGUAGGGCUGGGGUGUGAGAAUUUGACCGCUCGAAAGGGUGUACGGUUGGGUUAGGACCCUGUGGCAUUCAGCCCGUGCGGAUUGCAGGGGGCGGGGGACUAUUCCUUCAUGGGCGUCCAGGAUGCCACCGAGCCGGUAACAUGGCAUGACAUUGAGUGAUGCGCAACACGGUAACCGCGAGCUGAGACCAGGAGUAGUACAGCAGGGCCUGUAUUGCAGGAGAUAGCGUGUCGUGCAGGGUCCGUUUGUAGUGCUUCUGCUGUCCCUUCCCUGGAGACUAGGAUUUGUAACGGCAGGCUUGAGUGUUUAGCCUACUGCGAUGCCCUAGAAAUACGUGUAUGUUGUAGUUGUAUGAGUUUGCGUUCGAGGAGUGAGUGGAGGCUAGACAUGAGGUGAGUGCACAAGCAGGAAUACGAACCCUAUAGGUUAUGGUUGCCAUCCAGGCUGGUAAGUAAGGCCUGACAUGACCUGUACCACCUGCACACGGUUGCUGGCAGGCGAAGCCCUGGGAGGUGUAGACCGUUGGCUAUGCUUGGG
Messenger RNA from Astrephomene gubernaculifera, 2469 nucleotides. NCBI's taxonomy places the organism in Eukaryota, Viridiplantae, Chlorophyta, Chlorophyceae, Chlamydomonadales, Astrephomenaceae. The record is from the annotation of a GenBank genome assembly.